AGGGCCAUAAAUAAGAGGGUCCUAUGUCAGGGAAGCAGGAGUCAGUGAACGGGAGCGUGUGCUCGGAGCGAGCGUUAGAGGGAUUCCCGAGCCCGCUGGAGCUGCGCCGCUCGCUGCCGGGCGGCCCCGGGACGCGCCGCGCUCCAGGCGCCAUGAGCCGCGCAGCCGCCGCGCUGGGGCCGCUGCCCGCGCUGCUGCUGCUGCUGCUGCCGGCGCGCACCGCGCUGCUGGCCGGGGCCUGCAGCUGCGCGCCCGCGCACCCCCAGCACCUCAUCUGCGACGCGGCCCUGGUGAUUCGAGCAAAAAUAUCCAGUGAGAAGGUGGUUCCUGCCAGUGAUAAUCCUCUUGAUACCCACAAAAUGAUCCGGUAUGAAAUCAAACAAAUAAAGAUGUUUAAAGGAUUUGAAAAGGUCAAGGAUGUCCAGUAUGUCUAUACCCCUUUUGAUUCGUCCCUCUGUGGUGUGAAACUAGAAGCUAACAACAAAAAACAGUAUCUUUUGACAGGCCAAAUUUUAAAUGAUGGUAAAGUCUUCAUCCAUUUAUGCAACUACAUUGAACCAUGGGAUGAUUUAUCCUUGUCUCAAAAGAAGAGUCUUAAUCAGAGAUACCAAAUGGGCUGUGGUUGCAAAAUUACGACCUGCUACAUGGUGCCCUGUUCCAUCACUGCACCGAACGAGUGCCUCUGGACAGACUGGCUGAUAGAACGAAAGCUGUACGGGCACCAAGCCAAGCACUAUGCCUGCAUCAAGAGAAGUGAUGGCACUUGCAGCUGGUACCGAGGUGGUCCUCCCCCAGAGAAAGACUUCAUUGAUAUCAGCGAACCUUAAACCCAUCACUUUCUAGAAAGCCUUGGAGGCUAAUUCCAUCAAACACUGCACGCUCACAGCUUUGAACUGCCAUCGUCUAAUGUAUCUGUUGCUUAGAAACAAAAACAAAUUGUCCUGUACAGCUAAAGUACGAGUCUGUGGAAUUGGCACUCGCGCAAGAUGAGGAACAAAUCUCCUGGAGGUAGCUACUCUGUAAAGUUACGCUUUGUACAGAGAGGCUCAAGCUGAGAAUGCUCCUCUGUGUCCUCUGAGGCACAACAAGUUUCCCUUUUACCAAUAUGAAUGUACGAGAACAAACAAAUUGCCAGAAUUUUGUCCCCUAUUUCUGUUAACUUACAGCGUAAGAGUGCCCCAUGUUUCAUUCCAGAUCUUUCUGAUGAACUACAGAAUGUUUUAUAGAACUAUUUUUUUCUGUAUGAAAGCCUUCUGAUACAAAAGAAUUAUUGUACAGUGUAUAUGUAAAGUGUUAUAACAAUGUGCUAUAAAAAAGAUUUAAAAAUCCCUCUAUCUCCUUAUCUGCUGAAACAAAUUGAACAGUUCUCUGAUUAAAACAAUCUGUGCUUUGUAUUUUGUAUGUUACUUAAGUCAUAGCUUUCUUUAUCUAUAAUUUCAUGGAUAACUAAGUUAAGAAACAGCUUUGAUAAUCAAAACCCUCUUACCCAAUUCAAUAUUUCUAUGGACUAGCUACACCUUGGUGAAAGAAAAGCCAGAUAUUCUAAUGCUUCAGCAUUUUAUGGAACCACCACAAGUAAUGACAGGCUAAAACUGCUUAUAUUUACAGAAACCACGUCUGGCAUCACGGCAGCUGCAGCACCUGAUAAUGCCUCUCUAAAUAUAUGACUAGGUCAUUGUAUUUCAGCACUGUUAGAAACUCACGUAAAAAUAUAUGCAAUAGAUAUUGAAUAACUUACACUGCAAGUGAUUCCUAAAAAGCUCUCAACUAUUUGAUCAUAUUGAAUAGAUUAAAUUUACAUUAAUGAUUGAUGAAUACCCAUCGUACUCUGUCAUACUGCAUUUGGUAACUCAUGAACUAGGGAAGUGUUACAACAUACUUCGCCUUUUAGUUUUUUAGUGGCUUAACUUUUAUGAAUCGAUGACCAUAGUUAGUAACUAAUCUCACGCAUAUUUAAGUUUACAAAAGUAAUUCAGUUCACAGUGAUAAAACUUCAGAAAUUCUUUCAGUAAAUGCCAAAGUUCAGAGAGUUAUCCAACUGCUUGUUCCAGAAACUGGAUGAGACCCCUCACACAGGGUAUGAAUCUGGAAUAGCUGCCAUUUCUGGUAUAUUUUACUCUCUCCAAUUUUCCUCAUUGGGUUUCUUUUACUUCAUCCCACUUUUGGCUAGAAAUGACUCUCAUGUAUUCCUCACAGGAGACUUUAGAACAACAGGCGGAGAUCUAGGCAGUUCUGUUCUCCUUUGGUUAGAUUGGGUCUAUUUAAAGGUUUAACACAAACACUGUGCUCAUUCCUGCUAACCAGUGUGACGUUUCCAGCCCAUGAGCUGACUAGGAAUCAGAGCUGUUACUGUCUAUGGGUUCAAGAGUCCACUUUUCCAAAUAGUUCCUCGCUCUGUUUGCUGUAGGGUCCUUAUAAAAUCCUUGGGACUUCAACUUGCAAAGAAGAUAUGCACAUCUUGAAUGGAAUUAGAGGUGCCUAUACACUUAAAUUUGAUGAAGUAGUAGUUUGGACAUCAAAUUCAGCAUGUUCCAUGUAUCUUGUCACACCCUGAGUUAUGCUAUAUUGGAUAUACAGUGUAUACUUGUAAAAAACCAACUGUAUGAAUGAUUUUGGUGACAUACUCUGUUCAUGUUUCUAAUGUUUAUUUUGACACUUGCAUGAAUCCAUAUUUAAAGGAUAGGUUUGAAAUGCUCUUGUGAGAAUAAAUAUUCUUACUUUUUUGGUGGCUAAACUUACACAACUCCAAUGAAGCGCAAAUGGAGCAGUGUCAAUGGGAAGGCAUGCCAUUAUUCCCUUGAGGAAUAUAUGUCCCUUAAUAGUCAAUAUUCCUCUUUUUAUUUACUGGAAAUCAGCUUUGCUUUGUUAAUUUACAAUCCUCAAUUAAAACACCAUCUAUUUGUGCUGUCAAAUGUAAAGCCCGGCUCAUUUUUGGCUUUGCUAAAGGCAAACCAAAAAUUACCCAACACUAAGUUGGACCACAGACUCACCAUGGCUACUUACAUAAAUGAAAUACAAAGGCUACAUUUCUUCCCAAAAAGAGUUGAUAUUGCAGUUCCUAUACUGACAGUGCUAUUUACUGUCAGUGCUCAGCAUUUAUAUUACUAAUUUACAGAAAGACUUAAAAAUGAGGCCAUAUUUCCUCAUGUCAAACCAAAAGCACUCCUAGACAAGCCUGCAGGAGUUUAAUAACCAUACAAAGCCUGAAUCAAGAGCAUGGCUAAUUACUAUUCAGUACAUGUACAGUGGAGCUUUGUUUCCAAAUCCAUUUUGAUGCAAUGGUGUUUUCUGAAUAGCACUCUGCAGCAAACAGAUAUUUUCUGCUUUUUAACUCAACAUAGUUCUGUUUCUAUUUCAAUUUUAUAGUAAUCAGACCUUAAACUCAACUAACCAAAUUGUACCUUGUAAAAAUAAAUGUUUUCUUUGAUAUUUAUGGACAAACUGUAAUAUGAAUUGUAUGCCAUAGUUGGUGUUAAAAACAUUUUAUAUUUGACCUGCCAUAAGAUAUCCGAUAUGAGGUGUGUCAAAAGUAUCAGCCAUCCAUUUUGAUUUCUGUAUGGGCACACAUCUGGCCAACUUUCCUGCAAUGGAUUGUACAAAGAUGUAUUUUUUUUCUCGUAUCAGUAAAUACAGCAAGAAAAGCUUCACAAAAAACUCUCUCAGAAUAAAUUUUUAUCUUCCCUGAGAUUCAGCAGUGGUAAAGAUUACGACAAGGAUUACCUAUAAUGCAGCAUUCCCAGUAUGUUAUUUCCCUGUCAAGAUUUUUACUGUAGUGGCAUUGAUAUAUUAUCAACAGUGGCUUAUUUUUACAACAUUUUAUUUUUACUUAUUGAAACUGUGUAUGUGUCAUAGGAAAGGUUAGAGCAGAAACAGAGCCUGGUACAACUUUUGAUUUUAAAUCAAAAAUGACUCACAUGACUUAUGGUAAGAGUAGGGAAAAGAGCAGAGAAGGGAGACUGUUCAGGUAAAUGGUGGAAAAGACACCACCUUGAAUAUUACUGGCUUUUUCUCAAUGUUCCAGUUAAGUUUUAAUUACAUUGUCCAACAAUUAUGUUGAAAAAGCUGUUGUUUUGUUUUCAUGACAGAGAACAUAAGAAGUGGGAAUGUAGUGAAAUAAAGGGAACUAAUUACUGAGGGAAAGGCUGUAGAUAUGACUCAACUAGCAAUGAGUUCAAAAAGCCUUACAGCAUUUUGUAUAAUCAGUCUGAGAUGAAUGUUUCUGUUUCAAAAAGUGUUUCAUUAAAGCAGCUCCAUUUUUACACAAAA
Messenger RNA from Strigops habroptila (Kakapo), 4266 nucleotides. RefSeq names its product TIMP metallopeptidase inhibitor 4 (gene TIMP4). Lineage: Eukaryota; Metazoa; Chordata; Aves; Psittaciformes; Psittacidae. Bases 24 to 827 code for a protein of 267 amino acids. The record is from RefSeq and is a predicted model, not a curated record. Gene Ontology annotation, cellular component: extracellular matrix. The transcript is spliced from 5 exons. Gene Ontology annotation, biological process: negative regulation of endopeptidase activity; negative regulation of membrane protein ectodomain proteolysis. Gene Ontology annotation, molecular function: protease binding; metalloendopeptidase inhibitor activity.